Messenger RNA from Passer domesticus (house sparrow), 1779 nucleotides. RefSeq names its product transmembrane protein 158 (gene TMEM158). NCBI's taxonomy places the organism in Eukaryota, Metazoa, Chordata, Aves, Passeriformes, Passeridae. The record is from RefSeq and is a predicted model, not a curated record. The coding region runs from base 172 to 1179 and encodes 335 amino acids. The transcript has a single exon. Gene Ontology annotation, molecular function: peptide binding.
AGCCCCAGCCCCGCUCCCACCCCCUCGCCUGCCUCCACCCUCCUUGCCUUUCUCUCGCUCGCUCGCUCGGCGAGAGCACUGUGCCUCCUUUCCCAGAUGGCAGCCGGCAGCGCCAUGCAGCCUCCCGUUCCUCCUCCUCCUCUCCCUCCUCUCCGGCUGUAAGUUAAUGCCAUGCUGCCGCUGCUCUUCCCGGCACUGCUGGCCGCCUGCCUGCCGCCCUGCCAGGGCUGGAGCCCCUCGGCGGCUGCCAGCGGGCAGGAGGAACAGGAGCAGGAGCUCUUCUUGCCCCCUGCCAACUCCUCCUCCCGCUCCUUGGCCAGCCUCGAGAUGGACCUCGACGGGGCAGCGAGCAAGGAGGAAGGCAGCACCGACAGCCCGGGCACGCCGGCUGCCCCUAGCCAAGAGCCUUUCCCUUCCGCUCCCACCACCUCCGGACAGGAGCAGCCGGGGCAGGAGCAGCCGGGGCAGGAGCAGCAGCAGCAGCGUCCCCAGCCGCAGGGGCAGCCGCAGCCCGCCGAGGACCCGCACUGCAACAUCAGCGUGCAGCGGCAGAUGCUGAGCUCGCUGCUGGUGCGCUGGAGCCGCCCGCUGGGCAUCCAGUGCGACCUCCUGCUCUUCUCCACCAACAGCCACGGGCGAGCCUUCUUCUCCGCCGCCUUCCACCGCGUGGGGCCGCCGCUGCUCAUCGAGCACCUGGGGCUGGCGGCCGGCGGCGCCCAGCAGGACUUGCGCCUCUGCGUGGGCUGCAGCUGGGUGCGGAGCAGGCGGGUCGGGCGGCUGCGGGGCACCGCACCCCAGCCCCAGCCACAGCCCCAGCCACAGCCCCAGCCACAGCCUCCCGCUGCCGCCGCCGCCGCCGCCUCCUCCUCCUCCUCCUCGUCCUCGCUUUCCUACCCGCCGGCGGCCGAGCCCGGGCAGUACUGGCUGCAAGGGGAGCCGCUGAAUUUCUGCUGCCUGGAUUUCAGCCUGGAGGAGCUGAAGGGCGAGCCGGGCUGGCGGAUGAACCGCAAGCCCAUCGAGUCCACCUUGGUGGCGUGUUUCAUGACUCUGGUCAUCAUCGUGUGGAGUGUGGCCGCCCUCAUCUGGCCCGUGCCCAUCAUCGCCGGAUUCCUGCCCAACGGCAUGGAGCAGCGCCGCGGCACCGCCGCCGGCACCGCCACCGCCGCCGCCGCCAAGUAGCCGCUCCCGGUGACCCCCUUCUCCUCGUCUUGUGCUCUGGAGGGACGCGGGACGGACUCUGUCGCGUUUUUCUCGUUUGCAGCGUGCCACAGGUGCGCGGCGGGACGUGUGGCCGCCUCAGCGCCCGGCCCGGCCCCGAGGGCAGCGGCCCCGAGGGGACCAAAUCAUAUGUGCGCGUUUUAUAUCUUUAAUACCCGUUUUAAACGAAACUUUUAGUAAAAAAACAAAACAAAACAAAAAAACCAAAAAAACCCCCCAACCCACCAAACAACCCCCCUCCCCCAGGGAAAAAAAAACAAAAGGCAAGAAAAAGCCCCCCUAAAAAUUCAGUGGAGGAAAUCAAAGACCCUCCUAUUCGGCUGCAUUUGUUGUCAGAGUAGUGUUUUUGUAUCGGAUAUGGUUUGAACGGGUUUUUCCUUUAUGGACAGAAAGGGAUAUCUCUGUCUGGCAGAAUGGAGAACCGAUGCGGUAUAUAUAUUGUUACUGCUGAAGCUGAACUUUAAUGAACCUUUCACACUUAAUUUCCUGGUUGAGAUAGUGUGUAUUUAUUAUUGUAGCUCCGCGUUAUUUGGCUUUUAAUACAGAGGUUUUCUUUCUGGA